AUGCUCGGGCUGCAGGCCGGAAAGCAUGUGCUCUGCGAGAAGCCCUUUACUGCGACGGCUAGACAGGCACAUCGACUCGUCGAGACCGCACGCGCGCGUAACCUUUUCCUCAUGGAAGCCAUGUGGACACGCUUCCUGCCAAUCUCGGCUCAGAUUCGGGAAGAAGUCCAGAAUGGCGCCAUUGGGCCCGUUAUUCGGAUCUUUGCUGAUAACUCGAUCGGAACGAACGCUUUGAAGGAGUUGAAGGACAGCUAUCUUACCAAGAAGGAUUUGGCUGGGGGCGCGUUACUAGAUUUGGGCGUAUAUCCAGUGCACUGGAUCAUGCAGACCCUCGCUCCCAGCCCCGAUCCCAAGCCCAGCAGCAUUCUAUCAGCAAUAACACCCCUUCUUGGCGCCGGGGUGGAUGAAUCGACAACCAUUAUUAUGACCUUCCCCGGCACAAGUCCGUCGCCUGUAUCCGUGCAGGCGAUUGCCAGUUCCAGCCUACGCGCCAUGGCGGAUCCGGAUGGUCACACCCCGGUAGUACGAAUCCAGGGAGACAGCGGGGAAAUCCAGAUCUAUGGCCCGCCUUGGUGUCCGUCCAAGUACCGGAUCAUCAAACGAGUGCAGCAGUUUGGUAUUACAGGUGGAGGGGAAGACUUCGAGUAUCGAGUCCCAGGGGGCGCACAUGGGCUUUGCUUCGAAGCGGACGAGGUCGCCCGUUGUGUCCGAGAUGAACGCCUGGAAAGUGCAACCAUGCCGUGGACGGAAAGCCUGACUGUCAUCGAGAUACUGGAUGCAGUGCGUAGGGCUCAUGGGCUUUGCUUUUCAGAGAUCGUCGAGUCGGAGGAGUAUCCAGUAAUUAUGCCCGCUAAGAUGAACUAA
Messenger RNA from Aspergillus luchuensis, 864 nucleotides. Its product is annotated as Gfo/Idh/MocA family protein. The record is from RefSeq and is a predicted model, not a curated record. Gene Ontology annotation, molecular function: nucleotide binding. Bases 1 to 864 code for a protein of 287 amino acids. NCBI's taxonomy places the organism in Eukaryota, Fungi, Ascomycota, Eurotiomycetes, Eurotiales, Aspergillaceae. The transcript has 2 exons.